AUGGCGCCACUUGAGCAACAAUGGGUCAAGGUCCAGCAAAAGACCUUCACCAAAUGGCUGAACAGCAAGCUUAAGAGCCGAGUACUUCAGAUCAACGACCUCAUCACAGAUCUCUCCGACGGCAUCAUACUCAUCCACCUCCUCGAAAUCCUCAGCAACGAAUCGCUCGGCCGCUAUGCCUCCCGCCCCAAACUGCGCGUCCAGAGAUUCGAGAAUGUCAACAAGUCGCUCGACUACAUUCGAAGCAGAGGCAUCCAGCUGACCAACACGGGUGCAGAGGAUGUCGUAGAUGGCAACAGCAAGAUCAUCCUGGGCCUCAUAUGGACUCUGAUUCUGCGCUUCACCAUCAGUGACAUCAACGAGGAGGGUCUGAGUGCAAAGGAGGGUCUCCUACUAUGGUGUCAAAGAAAGACAGCUUGCUAUGAUGAAGUCGAGGUUCGCGACUUCUCCACCAGCUGGAACGAUGGACUGGCAUUUUGCGCUCUCCUCGAUAUCCAUCGCCCUGACCUCAUCGACUACGACAGUCUCGACAAGAGCGACCACCGUGGAAACAUGCAGCUAGCCUUUGACAUUGCUACCAAGGAAAUCGGCAUCCCAGACCUGCUCGAUGUAGAGGAUGUAUGCGACGUUGCGAAACCCGACGAGCGCUCUCUCAUGACUUAUAUCGCCUACUGGUUCCACGCCUUCUCGCAUAUGGAACGUGUCGAAAAUGCGGGUCGCCGCGUAGAGAAGUUCGUGGCCAACAUGCAAGGGGCGUGGCAAAUGCAAAACGACUUUGAGCGACGCAUGCGUGCGCUUCUCGAGCAGAUUGCACAGCAACAGAAGCAAUGGGAGGAGGCCCAAUUCGACGGGACGUACGCCGACGCUAGGAACCAGGCCACAGAGUUUACAGCAUGGAAGCGCAAGAACAAGCGGACAUGGGUUGCUGAGAAGUCGGAUCUGGUGGGCUUGCUAGGUAACAUCAGGACAAAGCUGGCCACAUACCGUCUACGACCUUAUGAUCCGCCUGCAGAACUCAGUCUGGAAGCACUGGAUUUGGCAUGGACAGGACUGAUGAAAGCCGAGCGGCAGCGAUCUCAAGUCAUCAACGAAACGAUACGAGACAUUAAGAACGCACUACGGAAAUCGUUCGCAGACAAGGCGAACGACUUUGCGCUUGCACUGAAUACAUUAUCAACGUCCAUAUCGGCUCUAGAAGGCGACGUAGAGGAUCAACUGGAACAUACAAAGGAGAUUAGCAAGUCGCUCCAGCCCCUGGACGAAUAUCUGACUCUUAUUGCCUCGAUUGACGAGCAGUGUGCCGAGGCCAACAUCGAGGAGAAUGACUUUACCACGUACACAUACGACGAACUAGAGUACGAGCUAGGUCUCGUGCGCAAUUCCGUGUCGAAGAAACUGGCCUUCUUGGAGAACCAAAUGGUGGCACGCAACAUGACCAAUCUCACGCCCAUACAACUGGAAGAAUUCGAAUCCGUUUUCCGACACUUCGAUCGCGAUGUAUCCAAUUCGUUGGCGGAACUGGAAUUUUCAGCUGCAUUGGCCAGUUUGGGUCUUGUUUAUGACGAGGAAGAGAUGCACGAUCGAUUCCGAGAAACUAGUGGUGGCAAGGAUUAUGUGACUUUUGAACAGUUUAUCCGCUUCAUGGUGGACGAGACAGAGGACCAAAACACUGCAGAGCAGGUGUUUGAGUCGUUCAAGGAGGUUGCCGACGGCAAGCCAUACGUUACUGAACUCGAUUUACGGCAUUCGCUGGUACCUGACGAGGUCAUUGACGACCUGAUAGCUCAAAUGCCAGAACACAAAGGUCCUGAUAUGCAGGAAGAUCGCGAUAUCCCCAAAUUCGACUACAUCACCUAUAUGCAACGGUACAUGGGCAUCGACGCUGGCAACGGCAACCACGUCAACGGCGAGUAG
This is a messenger RNA of Plenodomus lingam JN3, 1914 nucleotides long. RefSeq lists its product as uncharacterized. Gene Ontology annotation, biological process: actin cytoskeleton organization; actin filament bundle assembly. NCBI's taxonomy places the organism in Eukaryota, Fungi, Ascomycota, Dothideomycetes, Pleosporales, Leptosphaeriaceae. Gene Ontology annotation, cellular component: actin filament bundle; cell junction; actomyosin contractile ring. Gene Ontology annotation, molecular function: actin lateral binding; calcium ion binding. The record is from RefSeq and is a predicted model, not a curated record.